Messenger RNA from Bactrocera latifrons, 2534 nucleotides. RefSeq lists its product as uncharacterized. The transcript has 8 exons. Gene Ontology annotation, biological process: regulation of cell differentiation. The coding region runs from base 178 to 1116 and encodes 312 amino acids. The record is from RefSeq and is a predicted model, not a curated record. Gene Ontology annotation, cellular component: membrane. Lineage: Eukaryota; Metazoa; Arthropoda; Insecta; Diptera; Tephritidae.
UUAUUUUUUAAAGAAUUUUACGUAAAAACAAAUUAUUGGCAUUAAAUAAAAUGCAACAUUUUCUAAGCUGAGGAAACUUUUAAGUGAGCGUCGAUAAAAUUCCAUUCGAUUUCGAGAAACGAGCGACUAGCAAACAAUAAACGAAACGCCUGAAAGUAGACAUUAAAGCUGCCAAAGAUGUUCUCCAUGUGUUCGAAAGUGAAGCCACGAAACUCAACAGUGAAUACACAACAACCAACGGGCACAGUUGGGAAACAGAUCAAAGGAGGAUACUUGUUGCGUUACAAAAAGCAAUUACUGUGGAAUCGCUGGGCUGAGGAAUGGGUCGUGCUGUAUGAUGAUUCAACAAUGGCUUGGUUUACGGAACCCGGUCGGUCAUCGCCAGCUGGUAAAAUCCUAGUCAAGGAAGCGCCAGAAAUGUUGGCCAUUGCACACUGGACUGGUCAAAUACCGCGCCGUCCACCACUGCCCGAAGGGUGUAGUGUGUCACAGCUGAUUGCGUUGGGCUCGAGAAGAAAGCGCUCCAAAGUYUACUGGAUGUUGGCCAAAUCGGAACAGGAAGUGAGCGAUUGGGUUGACGCCAUUACCAAGACGCUGCCGCCACCACCACAAAUUGAGCUCGUAGUUGACAAGCCGCAUCUUAUGAAUGUCUUACGUCGGCCACUGGUGCGCAUCCGCCCGGCCACUACGUCGGAGGUGAAACAGCGUAAAGUUUCGGCGCAUAGAAGCAGCAGCGCUCAUCCGGCUUUGGCUCAUCACCGCACGUUCUACGUACAGGAUCCGUUGGUGAAGAGCGAUGCCGCCGUUGCUAUAUUGAGUAAAAAACCCGAUUCGAAGCCGGCUUUGGCUUGCGCAUUGCCCUGGGGACACGGUUGGGGCUGGGCCACUUUGCCGAAUGGUGUGUGGAGUGGCGGUCUCACUUGGUCGCAGUGUGAGGAUACUUUUACUCUACACGCACUGCCCACCACGCACUGCACCAAUCUUGUGGACACGUCAUGUAGCGGCGCCGUCUAUCACACCGACAUCGGCGGCUUCGAUUUCCAUUCGACCGGCGUGGAAGAUCUCGGCGGUGAGGACUUCGAUUAUGCCAUGGAUUGUGGGGAUUUCAUAUUUUAAGCGCAAAAGCUGCUGUGCAAAAGAGAAURUGAACCCACAAAAACAGGAAGAGGAUGCGCGACAUUAAAAAGGCAGAAGAAAAGGAAGAUAAGAAUUUCAAAAAAUAACAACAAAAAACAUUUUAACUGAAAAAAUAUAACCACCCCACCCUAGAAACGAGUGCAAAGGCACUUGAACGCUUAUAAGUUAAAAAACAAAUGAAGCCAAAAACUAGUUUAAUUAGCAGGGGCUCGAAACAAAAGCYAAAUAAUGGACUCACCUUCUAGUACUUUGGAAUAAAUUUUCACAUUUUCGCUGCACCCGAGUCUUGAACGAAGAACGAGCCGAACUGCAAAAAAAUUUAAAAGUAAAAAUAAAAAAAAAAAAACAAGAUCUAUAGAAAUAUUGAAUUAUGUACAUGUUAACUAAUAUUACGGGUAAUAGGAGAACGAAUUUUCAGUUGGGUUCUCAACUGCGUGACAAUUUCGAGUUUUUUGCAUUUUAUAAACGCCUUCGUUUAAGCGAAUCGACCGACCUGURAAUGGAAUGGCAGAAUGGAUGAAAAUUACUAGCCAAAGAAAUAUAAUAAAACAGAGAAAAAACAAAAACAAACAAAUAAUCAUAACAACAACAACAAAUAUGAGUAUUCCAAUGGAUUUCAAAAGAUGCCAAAUUUUUGUAAGACGCCACAAAAACAGCGCAGCAGGGAAAACACUGACCCACAUUUAGGCGCCGGGUGCACCUAAGGGACGGGUAGCUGGGAAUUAGUAUUACUUAUGUGUAUAUUGUAGGGAUGUUUACACACGACGUCGUCAAUAGUUGUAGUUGAAAUUUAACCAAUCAUAGCGCAUAUUAAAGCAAAAAUGAAACAAAAAUUUAAAAUGAAAACCUGAAACAAAAAAAUAUAAAGAAAAAAUCUGAAAAAAAAAACAAAAAGUAGCUGUAAAUUAAAAAAAAGAGAUUUAGCAUUUUCAGCUGAUAGAAGAUGUUUAUUUUUAUGUGUAUAUGUACGUAUGUAUGUGUGAAACAACAUAAUAGGGGACGCAAAGAAUUUAGAAACCAUAGUCAAGUUUUGAACAUAUAAAAUUAAAGCAAAAAAAAAAACGCUAAAAAUAUUACGUGGUAUAUUUGUAGGUUACUAAAACAGCAAACCAAACAGCAAAAAAAAAAAAAAAACGAAGUCAAAAAUUACACACACAGUACUCAUUGAUCUGCCAAAUAGUUUUGAAAGAUAUUUAAAGUAGGUAUUGUAUUGACAUUAAAGAAAAUAUAAAUAAAAAAAAUAACAAGAACAAGGAAUCGUUGUACACAAGGAAACGCCACCAAGCAACAAUGCGAAACACGAGCAACAUUUAAUUGACAAUGCAAAGUUUUUUGAAAUGCCGAAUUGAUUAUAGAUUUUUUAAAUGAUUUUUCGAUUUUUUACUGUUUUUACGUAA